Messenger RNA from Saccoglossus kowalevskii, 1520 nucleotides. Its product is annotated as rab11 family-interacting protein 4-like. Lineage: Eukaryota; Metazoa; Hemichordata; Enteropneusta; Harrimaniidae. Gene Ontology annotation, cellular component: cleavage furrow; endocytic vesicle; midbody. The record is from RefSeq and is a predicted model, not a curated record. Gene Ontology annotation, biological process: regulation of cytokinesis; endocytic recycling. Gene Ontology annotation, molecular function: calcium ion binding.
CAAACAGCUGAAUGCGUAGGUGAUCUGCACACUGAAGCAGCAGAUCAAAUGUACUACGGUUACACCCAAAUUUGUCACAGUUUUUAACACCUAGUUAGGUCUUGUGUAUUUUUUAUUGAGUGGAUUUGAUAAAUUUGUGUUGCUGUGUUUGAAAUCAGACCGUGAAGGUGGCAACCUAUGCUAUGGACGAUGACGAUAGCAGCCAGACUUAUGAAACUUCUGAGAGUACAUACAAUGAAUAUGAUGAGAUGAACGAUGACAGUGUGAUGACGGACGCCACUGAUGAGGAUGCCAUAACGCUUCUAACAACUGAUGACACAGACAGUGCCUUGACUCCAUCACCUACCAGUAGUACAAUGAAUACAUUAACAUAUACAAGGAAAAAACCUCGAAAUGACCAUCCAUUGAUACUGACUGUGAGGUCUUCUAGUGAUGAUGAAGAACAGUUUGUAGACUAUGGAGAAGGUGAUGACAUGGAUGGUGAUGACUCUGAUACUGAUAUACCUGAUUACUUGUCUGAUUCUAAUAGACAGACGCCGACCACACCAACACCAAUGCAAACCUUAUCUUUAUCCUUUGAUAACCGAAAAACAAUAACACAAAAACGAGAUGUUUGGGGCAGAGUACGUCAACUAAGCUGCUCCAAGUGCAAGGCCAGGUUAUACGUCGGUCCUGUGAGAAGACUUACAACACGUGAAAUAGCAAGCCAUCUAUACAAAAAUUCAGUCUCCGCUAACAACAGUAAACACAAUAGUUUAGAAGAUAUUUAUGGAGAAACUGCUGCAUCCGAUGGUGAUGUGACUGACCUCAAUGAUAAGGUUACUAAGUUACAAUCUCAAGUUAAUUGUUUACAAGCUUAUAAAGCAUCCAAAGAUGACCUGCAUUCCAAAUUGAAAAAUGAAAAUGCGUUUCUUAAUGAAAAAAUUCGAUUUUAUGAAGAACAACUUAAUGACACAGAAAGAAAAUCACAAGAAACUGUUGAUCGAGAAAGACGGAAAAACAGAGAAACAAUGGACCUCUUAAGAAUGGAAUUUACAAACAUUGACACAGACAUAAAAGAAUUCACACAAUCAUUUAUCCAAGUAAUCAGCGCAUUAGAAGAGGAAGUCAGUAAACUGAAAACAGACCAGCCUCGAUUGAAAUCUGAUAUUGACAGACUCAAUGAGGAUAACCAGCGACUCCAUGUUGAAAUAUUAGAUAAGGAUGCUGAUGUACAAAGAAUAUCACAUGAAUAUAAAAGAUAUCAAGAGCAAUGGCGGACUGAAAGGCGUGCUAUGCGAGAAGAUAUAGAAUCUAAUGCAACGGUGGUGGUUGAAAUGUCUAAAGAAUUAGAGGAUUUAAGAAGAUACAAAGCAGAACAUGAACGAAUUGGAAGAUUUCGUGCUUUGGAUAUGCCAAGUCGAUGUGCUGAAAUGGAAUCUGAAAUUAAAUCACUUAAACAGGUGGGUGACUUUUUGAAUGAAGCACAAAUGUUUCGCAAAUUGAACUUUUGGUAUAUUGAAUACACUGCAUGUGUUUGA